Leptidea sinapis is the source of this 5386-nucleotide messenger RNA. Its product is annotated as ankyrin repeat and zinc finger domain-containing protein 1-like. The coding region runs from base 308 to 2356 and encodes 682 amino acids. Gene Ontology annotation, molecular function: protein binding. The transcript has 12 exons. Lineage: Eukaryota; Metazoa; Arthropoda; Insecta; Lepidoptera; Pieridae. The record is from RefSeq and is a predicted model, not a curated record.
CUGUAUAGUGUAGACUGUAGAGUAGUUUCUUUUCUAAUUCUAUAGUACCAUCAGAGAAUAUAUUAUUUAAUUUAAUUUGGUAUUUACUUUAUCGAGGUGGUUAAACAAUUUAGUAAACAGCUGCUUCAUAUUAGCGUUUUAGUUUACAAAUUAAUUAGUUCAUUAAAUUAUCAGCAGGUUCAUUUGAAAGUUGAAACAGGUACAUCGCGGGUUAGUGAUUACAAAAUAUUUUGUAGUUUGUACAGCAAAAUUGUAUUCUGCUUAGCUGUUCACACUUCACAUAGGAAUAGUAUCACUAACACACAAAAUGUCUUCAAAAAUAGAUAUCACAAAACCUAAAACAGUGAAAUUAUUUGAUUUAAAUGAUUAUGAAAAACUUAUCAACGGUAUAAAAGUUGCAGCUUGUAUGAUAACAGAGUCCCAUCAAAUUGUUGAUGAGCAGAGUGUUCUUAAGCGACUCAAUGCUUUAACAAUUAAUGGCGCAAGUGAUGGCAACUGUUGCUCUUGUUGUGGUGUGGGACCAUUUGAAACUAGAGCUCAACAAACUUCUCAUUAUAAACAUCAUUGGCAUACACAUAACUUAAAAAGAAAAUUAUUUGGGAAGUCACCCCUAUCUUUAGGACAAUUUAGUAAUAGACAAGAUGACAAUUCAAGUGUAUCAGGCAGUGAUUCAGAAACAGAGGGGCCGAACUCACUUCCAACUGAUUUAUUUGCAGCUGCCACAAGGCAUUGCAAGGCAUUCUUCACAAACAGCUCUGGGCAGGUCUUCUGUAUAUACAGAUGUAUACUGCAUCAUAAAAAGGAAGAGUUAUCAACAGAUGGUGAGGGCUAUGCAUGGGUAGAGAGAUGCCAACAUCUCACUAUCCCCGGUUAUCUGAGGUGGGCAGUUCUCAUGGUGUCUGGGGGUCACUUUGCUGGUGCUAUCUUCUCUGGAGCCAUUCCUGUGGUGCAUAAAACUCACCAUUCAUAUGUAACGAGACGGGGGCAGGGUCAGGCUCAGGCUAAUAGAGACCAGCAUGGACAUAUGCCACGAUCUGCCGGUGCAAGUCUGAGGAGAUAUAAUCAAGAGCAAUUUUUAAAGCAUGUACAGGAUAUAAUUUCUGGAUGGGCAACAGAUCUAAAUGGUUGUUCUCUAGUUCUGUACAGGGCAGUUGGUGCUCUCAACCAGGGUGCACUGUUUGGGAAGAACUCGCCAUUGAACCGAGAUGACUUGAGGGUCAGGGUUCUGCCAUUCCCUACAAGGAAACCCACUUAUAAAGAGGUCAAGCGAGUUCAUGAAACAGUUGCAAGUAUCGAAGUAUAUGAGAAUUUGGAGCUAUUCCAAAAGGCUUUGAUCGCAGCAUCAGCCAAGCCAACAACGAAAACUGGCUCUGACAUAAAUGCUGAACGGAGUAAGAAAACACAGAAGAGCCCUGGAAAGCCUAUAGAUAGGGCUAAGUCGAGAGAACGCACACCAAGAGAAUUGCCGAUGCAAAUGAUAUCAAGCGAAGACGAGGGCCCAUGCUACAUUGACUCUGAAACACCAGUGGAUUGGAUCAAAGUACUAUCAGAACAGAAGAGUAAGGGAAUUGUGUUAAACUCUAGAAAAGAUCUCCUUAAUGACAACUCAGCCAGUGGAAAUACUUCGUGUAGUGAACAGGACAAUGUUAUUGAUAAGAAGACAAAAAAGAAAAAGAAAAAAAAGGCUGAGGAAAUCAAACCAUUGAAGCAUCCUAUAUCGAAAAUUCCUACUAAUGUUAAGAGGAUGUGGAUGGCAAUAUCAGGCAAUGAGCUGAGCUCGUUGGAGACGAUUCUUGAGUCGUGGGAGGGGGACAUUGAAGUAGCUUGCAACACUCAGGACCCUGUAGAUGGCAACACCGCGUUGCAUAAGGCGGCCAUUGCUGCUAAGCCGGAUAUGGUGCUUGAGAUACUGUCAGCGGGUGGUGAUCCCUGCAUCCGCAACCGUCACCUGCAGACGCCGUACGCGUCGACACCGCAUCACGACACGCGUAUUGCCUUCCGCAUGUUCCAAGCGCAGUUCCCCGAAAAAUAUAACUACAACAAGUCUCAAAUACCGGGGCCCCUAACGCCCGAGCUGCUGGAACAAGAGAAAGAGAAGAAAGCGGCACAGAAACGCGCGAAGCGACAGCGUGGAAAAGAGAAGCAGAUGGAAAAGAAUAAAACUAACGAGUUUCUCUUACUUCCUGAUGCUGAGAAGGUGAAAGCUGAUCAGCCUAGAUGCUUCCUGUGUGGUACAUUUCUACCUAAGAAACCAUUUGAAUACGAAUCGUUCAAAUUCUGUACUAUUAAGUGCCUCCAAAACCAUAGAAGCUUGAGACCCUUACACAAGAGCGCUACCUGGUCGGUAUACGCAUAGUAAUGUAAAUAAAUUUUGCCCACUAAAGCUUUACCACUGCUAUUUUACGGUUUGGUUAAUUAAUAUCCACUCACCAAAGUUUCUGACGGACCAACCUGCCACGAUUUGUAAAAUCUAAUUUAAAUCGCUUCGGUGAGCACCUAGCUUUUAGAUUUAUUUAUUUUUUACUUAUCUGCCUCCAUAUUGCAGAUGUCCCAUGUCCAAUUCUUGUUUGAUUUUAUCAAUGUCGAAGUUUCAAAUUUACAUUAAUUACAACAUAGACCAAGUAUAGUAACUAGACAUCUAUUUGGCAUGCCAACAUGAGACAGAUAAUAUCCUACAUAUAUAUAGGUACAUAAUAAAACAAGUGUUCUUUCACUAUCACUUUUACACCGCAAAACAAAACAUCGCAUCAUAUUUCCUUCGAUUUUACUUACAGUCACUGAUGUUGAUUAAAUAGUGGAUAUUUCACACGUUUAACAACGAUAAUAGCUUAUUUUUAUAGACGCAAGUAAAACUAAACAAAAUAUCUGUGCAGCGCUGUCAAGUUUGUUUAGCACACCAGGUGUGCUGACCUUGAAAAAACCGGCACGCAUGGCGAAACAAAAAAAUCUAAUCACUCUAUCUCAUUUCUUUACAUAAGACACGCAUAAGUUUUUCUUUUUCUCGUGUGAGUGAGACGGAAGCUAUCAAUUAGUCUAGUUACUAUACUUGGUCUAUGAAUUAUUACAAUUGAUAUUCAAAUUGCAAUUUUAUGUCAGGGCUUAUUUUCCAAAAUUACCGAGCCCAAGAGGCAAGGUCAAUUUCCAAUCCAAUCAAAGUUGACAAGUAUCUAUCAUUUAAAGUUGCUAUAUGUAUAGAGAGAAUCAUAGAGAACAUAUUGUAUAGACAAUGAUUCAUAAGGAAUUUGUAAAGAGCAUAGACAAAUAUCAGAUAUAUAAAGUUAUCUUAAACAUAUGCAUAAAUAAUUUUAUUGAUCUUUUUAAUGGUAUUUAUAUAACUAUUCUUUCGAAAAUGUUAGAAAAUCGGAGUAUACAUAGUUAUAAGCAUAUAUCGCUCGUAUCGUUUUCAAAGCGCGGCCAUAGUGUUUAAAGGUAAUCCAGUUUUGUUAAUAGAGUUUAGAAUCUGGGUAUAGUAUGAUCUUAAUCACAUGUUUCCUAACAGUGGGUUUAAAUAGAUUGAUUAAUACACAAAUAAAAUUUGAAAACAAAAUUUAUGAACGAAUUCGAACCCGCUCAUAGGUUUAAAAAUUUUGUCAUUAUGAUGUUUAGCGCCAUAUAUUGCCUCGAAAAUGGUAUUUGCUAUAGACAGGUGGUUUUUAGCCAAAUUUACUGACAGUGUGGUCUUGUUUUUUGGUAACAAACACAGUUACAAUAACAUGCGUUUUAAUCCUUAAGUGUUUUUUUUUAAUGUAUAACUUUAUCUUAUGCCUUAUUUAUUAUUUUGUUCGUGACUGUUUUUAAGUACCCGCAAAUAUCCUCACAGAUAUUGCUCGGAGAUCGUUUUGUAACGCGAACUGUAAGGAUACGUCAUUUAUGAAUUAUAUUUGUGGCUCAAUAGCUAUACGUCCAGUCUAACAUGAACCUAGACCAUUAACGGCCGCGGCCGUUCCCAAUAUUCAGUCUAUCUCUUACUUCAGAUAUAAAUCUUAACUAUCGCUGAUAAUUCUGUCCCAAUAAACUUAUCGACGUCAUCUCACCUUAUCCGUGCACGCUGUCUGUCAAUGAGUCGACGUAUAGCUUACCAUCGAUAUAAAGUUUGUAUGGAAAUUGCAAUUCACGCGUCCCAAUAUAAGGCGAUAAGAAUUAUUACUUAUCGGGUAUUUUGGGACAGCUUCAGAUUAUUGACAGCUAAUUACUGACAGUAGAAGGUAGUUAUUUAUCUCUACCUGUAGAUAGUAUAUUGGGAACGGCCUUUAGAUUUGUGCUUAAUACAUAUUAGUAUUAAAAAAUUCACAUAAAAAUUUACCAUUUGAUGCACCGAUAUUUCGCAUUACUUACUUUGUUUAAAUGUUGAUCAGGGUCGGUCAAGCAAUUUUAAGGUACAGAUAUACAGACAAAAAUAAUUUGAUUUAUGUAGUGCCAGCCAGCUUUAUUUAAAGCUUUAUAUAUAAUAUAUAAUAUUUUCCACAAAUUAAAGGCCGGCAACGCUCCUGUGAUUCCUCUGGUGUUGCAAGAGAAUGUGGGCGGCGGUGAUCACUUAACACCAGGUGACCCGUACGCUCGUUUGUCCUCCUAUUCCAUAAAAAAAAACUUUGGCUAGCAAAAUAUUUUAAUUCUUUAAAGUUGAAAGUAUCUAAGUGCCAUAAGAUUCCCGAAAUUCCAAAUUUACAAUAGACUGAGCGUUUCGAACAUUACACAAGAAACCCCCAAAUAUAUUUGAAAGAAUAGUGUGAGAGUUCAAUGGACAAACUUACACAUACUUUUUAAACCUUGCGGAGGAAAUGAGAUAAUAUAUUAUAUGAGAGUUGAACAAAGCAUAUAAGAUUUUAUGACGAUAUGUCACUUGAACCCUUAGCUCAGUUGGUUAGAGCACCGGCACGGAAAGCCGGAGGUCGUGGGUUCGAGUCCCGCAUCGUUCAUAAAAUUUUGUUUUUCAAAUUUUAUUUGUGUAUUAAUCCUAGAAGUGAGGGUUACACUUUAAAAAUAUAACAAAUUGUUUAGAUUUACAAGUGCGAUAUCUCAAGUCAAUUUCCUAAUAUGCAAAUAUUGGGGUUGAGCAGGUUAUCAACUGUAAAGUAGAUCCUGUAGAUGAAGCAACAACCUGAGAGUUGAACAAAGCAUACAAGAUUUUAUGACGAUACGUCACUCGAACGGUUAGCUCAGUUGGUUAGAGCACCGGCACGGAAAGCCGGAGGUCGUGGGUUCGAGUCCCGCAUCGUUCAUAAAGUUUUGUUUUUCAAAUUUUGUUUCUGUAUAAUAUAUUAUGUUUAUUUUAUGCGUUGAUGCGGAUGUGUGUUGGAUGUUGCCAUUAUUACAAUAAAUGCCAAGCAUUGCUGGAAUAUGUGAUAUAAUUUUCCCUAACCAAUAUAUUACAAUACUUUUACAAAUU